Messenger RNA from Panicum virgatum (switchgrass), 1280 nucleotides. RefSeq lists its product as uncharacterized. The coding region runs from base 131 to 808 and encodes 225 amino acids. The record is from RefSeq and is a predicted model, not a curated record. The transcript has a single exon. NCBI's taxonomy places the organism in Eukaryota, Viridiplantae, Streptophyta, Magnoliopsida, Poales, Poaceae.
UCCGCUGGCUUCCUUCCCCAUUUCCUCGCAUCGGCAUCCUCUUGCUUCACACGCGCAACGCCAGAUUUCUGUUUCUUUCUUUUAAUUUAAUUUUGGGCGGUCUUUCUGUCUGGUCGGCGGCGGCGGGGCGAUGGAGACGGCGGCGGCGGCGAUGCUCGAGGCCGGGGUGGGGCGGUUCUCGCGGGCGCCGGCGCUGGCCGCGGCGCUGCUGGCCGAGAUGUGGGCGCCGCUGGCCGUGGCGCUGGCGGCGCUGGCGACGCUGCCCAGCCUGCUGCGCCGGCUGCAGGUCAUCGUGCUGCGCCUGCGGUCGCGCGGCAAGGAGGCCAUCCAGUCGCACAUCGGCACCUACUACUCCUCCGGCGACGAGGAGGAUGACGAAGAUGACGACGAGGAGGAGGAGGGCUCCGACGAGGCGGACACCACCAGCUCCUCGGGCGAGGAGGAGGAGGAGCGGGACUUGGAGCGGAUCGGAUUCUACGACGGCGCGGCGGUCGACGGCGGGUUCCCCUGGGGCGGCGCCGUGGUCCGGACCUGGCCGGGCCUGCCGCGCGCCUUGUCCGGCGGCUUCUGCGGAGGGAGCGCGAGGCCGCCGGCUCCCCUGGGCGGCGGCGGCCCCGCGGUGAGGCUGUGGGGCGCCAUGACGGCCAGCGGCAGCAGCGGCGGCGAGCCGUGGUUGCCCGGCGCCGACGAAGGCGGCUGCGCGGCCGCGGAGGCGGAGGCGCCCUCGGACCAGGUGGUGGUCGGGUGGCGGCGCGAGCACGCGGCGUCCCGGCGCCGGCGGGGAGGAGGAGGUGGGUGCCGGGUGUGAAUAUGCCACAGGGCGAGCAGCUGGAGAUGCCGAUUCCCCCCCGCCGGGGCCCACCUGCCAGCAGGAGUGAUUAGUAUUUGGGGGGGGGGGGGGGGAGUGGUUAGGCGCCGCGCCGGAUUGGUGGGCUUGGUCGUUGCUCAUUGGCGAGAUGAUUUAAUAAUCUUAAAAAAAUUGCCUGUCGUUUGGGGGAGGGAAGGAAAGGGAGAAAAAAAAAACAUUGGGAGUAAGUAGUAGGUACGGGGCGCCCUGCGUGUUUGAUGAUGUUGUACACUUGUACUGGGAACGUAGCAAGAUGGGGUUAGAUCAGAAAAAAAAAUUGCAUGCUGCAGCUGCUCAUCUUCUACUGGAGAUGGACGGUAGGCCUUGCCUUGCCUUGCCGUUGCGUGUGUGUAAUCUUUCCGUACCACCGCCAUUCUUUGAUUCAUGUGGUGCUGUGAUAAAUAAGAAGAGAGAAAAAAGGAAAAUGGUGAAA